UUUUUUUUGCAUUGGGAAUGAAAUCUUGACAAGGAGUCGUAUGUUUACUGACGUCCACAGGUGCCUUUUGGUCGCUUACACUUUUAAAGGGAGUGAAUUUAGGUGCUGCGGUUACCGUUAUCUUAGGCGGUGUUGGUUCUUCCUGGAUUGUUUUCUUAUAUUUAAUUAAAAAGAAGCCAUCAUCACUUGUUGGAGGAGAAAAUGCAUUUCCUUCAAAAUCGAAUGCCCUGCAAUACAAUAAUGAGAAUCACUUUUAACAUUAUAAAAAUGCGAUGCUUGAAAGCAUUGAUAAGCCGAUAAUGACAAUAAAACUAAAAAAACAAAAGUUUCAUAAAAACAAAAAUAAAAGUUACAUUGAAAUUGGACAAAUAAUUAGUGAUAAAAACUAACCUGUCUGAUAUUUUUGUUUUCAUCCACUUGGGGAGAGAUAUCCCUCCAGUUAAUGAACGAUCUGGUCCCGAAGUCAUGACUGAUAUAUUUUAAAUUAAAAGAUAACUGAAGAAAAUAAGCAAGUGAACUUAUGGUGAUACUGAUAUUAACUUUACAAACUAAGAAUAGGCACUUAAAAUUGUCAUAAUCUGAAAAAUGAGAAAUAAAAGAUUAGAGAAUAAUUCACUUAAAAAAAUGAAAUAUUGAAUAAAACACAAAUGAAAUGCAUAAAUGUAGAUAGAAAAAACAAUCUGGUGAAAUCUACUUCCAAUUGGUUAAUCAGCUAUGAACAAUUAAUCAACCAUAAAGCAUAGUAACAAAGAAAGGACAACUAAAACUAUGUAAAUAAACUGACACCUCAAAAGAACAUGCAACACGUGUUAAUUAAAUUAUCGAAAAUCUUUUACACUUACGUCUUUAACGUUUUUAAGAUUGAAAAUAUUAAUUGGCCCCAUUCUGUUGUGCCAGAGUAAUGAAUCUACGUUCAACAGUACUUCUUGUACUAAGCAAUUUGCCUUUUACUUUCUCUGGUACAUUGAUAAAUAAUAACUUUUAAUAAAAUGGUUCAAUUUAUUUUAUUUAAAGUAAAGUAUCGCUUUAACUUAAACAAUUAAUUUUAAUAGGUUUUAUUAAAUAUCAUUUUUAAAACUAUUAUAAAAAUAAAAUAUUGAAGUUAAUUACAAGUGACAACUUGAUAUGAUCGUUAACUCAAUUUUUUGAAUUGAGAAAUGGCGGUUGGUUGUUAUUAAGGACAGUUCAGUGUUAAUUGUGUGUUGUUACUAUAAAUUUUGACUAAUAUGACAUUUUUAUUUACCUAUUCUAUAGUAAAUACGUUAAGAUGUACAAUACCUUUAGGCGGAUUCGUAAGAAUGCGAAUAGAAUUAAAGUUAUGUUUUCAUCGGUAGAAGUUCCUAAGAACGAAACAAUUUCGUAUUUUGUUUAAAUAAUCGCGAAGAUAAUAGUUAUUAUAAGUCUGAAAUGUCUUGUGAUACUAGUUUAAGUUCAAGAGAAUCAAAAGCGUUAGCGAAAAAAUUGAGACAUGAAGAUCCUGAGCAAUUUCAAACCCUGGUCAGAAUGCACCUAUCAUUUUUUCUGGAUCUUACAAUGGAAGAGAUUGCAGGUCUUCCAGAAAAAAACAAAUUUCGUCCUCUAAAAUGGGGUUUAGCUCCUUUCACCAAAAAAAUUCGUGGUCCAGAAAAAGAUAAUGUAGAUAAUGUGCCCCUUAAGACAGAUAUUGUCAAACAGAUCAAUUAUCUUGUCGAUUAUUUAUCAGCAGAAGAGAACAAUUGUGAGGAAGGUAUAUUCAGAAGAAGUGGUAAAUUAACCAGACAACAAGAAUUGAAAGGCCUCCUUCAGCGAGGAAUAUUACCUAAACUGAAAGAUAGCAAAUAUUCAGUACAUGACGUCGCAUCUGUUUUGAAAGCUUUCCUUGCAGAACUACCGGAACCAUUGCUAACUGAAGUUUACUACCCUGCUUACUGUCAAAUUGCUGAGCUUUGCCAAAAUGAAAAAGGAACAAGAUGUAGGAUUUUAAAAGCUUUGCAGCUGUUGUUACUUCUUUUACCCAUUGAGAACCGGAUGGUGCUUAAACGUAUUGUGCACAUACUUCAUUUGACUGCGAGCAAUGCUGAAAAUAACAGAAUGUCUGCUCAAAAUCUGGCAACACUGUUCACACCACACCUGUUAUGUCCGAGAAAAUUGUCUCCAGAAGCUUUCCAUAUGACAGCACAGAAUUUAUCAUGCAUCGUUGUAUUUAUUAUCAACCAAGCGAAUGAGAUUUUUGAUGUGCCGCCAACUCUUGCUACUGAUAUAAAGGCUUAUUGGGAUCGACGCAGGCUGACUCCUAAUCAUUUACUCGAAAGAAGUAUAAGUGAAAGUACAGCUGCAAACACAGUAUUUACAUUUUGUGAUCGUGAAAGGUCAGCUCAGGAAAAUGUUGUCAAUCCAACAGAAACUGCCCUCGCUCAGUUGUACGCCCAUAUACAAAGUCUCCCAGAGUCGAAUAAGAAAAAGAGACUGAUCAAACAGUUUAACAAAGAAAACGGACAGGGGACACCACGAACGAAAAGUAUAGGAAACAGCAUCAAAAAACACAUAUUCUGCAAAAAUGCGAAAGCUAGAGGAUAUCUUGAAUACCAGCAGCUGCGUGCUGGAGGAUGUUCUGGAGACGAAGUUCUUAAUAGCCCGCCGGAGAAGAAAACACCCAUGAGAAGAUACAAUCUAAGGGUGAAGUUUGAAAACAAUGAAAAGAUAAGCAGCGUGAGUGGAUUUAAAAGAAUGCCGACGACCGAUGGAGAAUCAGAAGAGAGCGAAGAGUCACCCCCGAAAAUGGCGCGAGAGGAACUUGCGCCAGGAGGCGAUGAUAACUCCCCGGAGCAGGAAGCCGGUAGUUGCGCUCUCUGGUUCCAAUCUCUGUCAGUUGGGGGGAAACGGGUGGAAUGCGAAGGAGGAUCUAUCCUGGCAGGAACAGAAUCAGAAGAUGGAGAUGGAAGGAUGCGAGGGGAGCGAAGAGUCGCUGACGUCGCCGUUCCGAGACUACCUGUUCUCGAGGUCAGUCCUGACGACGAGCCCGGCAGACUUGAGCUUUUCCAGCCAGCCAGGAGAUUUCGACCCAUCAUCGUCAGGCGGGGAGCCGCCGCUGACAGACUCACUCCUCUACUUCCUCGACGGCGAAUCCCCUCCGUCAUCGACAGCUCCUUCUGGGACCCCCCCGUCAGAGUCUAGUUUGCCUCCUGUAACGGAAACCUCUCUGUGAAGUUAAGACAGAUAAGAAGCAGGUACAAAUUUGAGAAGAGUUUUGAAGUCAUUCUUCAUUUUUAUUGUAUAUUGAAAUGUAGAAUAUACUUUCUGCGAUUAGAAAAUGUAAAUAUUACAUGUAUUCUUUCGAUUUGUUUAGUUUCAUCUCGAGUACAUGUUUUUAGUGCCAUCGCUAAUAUAAAUUUACCUUUUAACUGAAGGUAUUGGAUUUUUAACAUUCACUUCUAAUUAUGUUUAUUUAAAAUUAGAAGGAAGUUGUGAGAUCAUUGUUUUAGAUCUUUUCGUUUAUUAUUUCAUUCAUAAGUAUUAUCUAAUAAUUAGACUAUAAUGUUUCAUUUGUUCAUUAUAAAUUAUUUAUAUAAGUUAUGAAGUUAACCAAAGAUAUAUUUAAAACGUACAAUAUUUCAUUACAUUAUUUUUCUUUGGACAUGAUAAGAAAACAAAGUAAACUUCAUAUACCUCCAUUACAUAAGUUUUAAUAUUAUGUCAUUGUAAAAUUGUAAAUAGUUCUGGUAACGAGAAAAAUCUAUUAGGCAACGUAGUCGUAAAUAUUUCAAUAUAGACUUAUUUUUAUAUAUAUUUAUUGUAUAUAAUGUAAAUAAGAAAAAUAUAUGCCUUAUUAAUGUUACGAACAUUAAAAUCCGUGCCUUGCCUAAGUGCAAAUCGCCCACUUAAUAAUGAUGUAAAUAAAUUGCAAUAUAUAUAGUCAGCAUUUAAAAUUUAUAAUAAAUAUUAUAUACAACUAUUAUUAUAGAGGUAACUGAUUAAAACGCGCAACAUAUUAAGAACGAAUAACUGCUAAUGGAUUUAAUUAAUAAGUAGGAAAUGACAAGUGGUUUCAGGAUAUUUUAAUUACAUGACUAUUAUGAAUAAUCUUUGAUAUAUAUCUCGGCCACAAAAUUUAACAAUUUGUAAUCAUAUGUUUAUUAUCUUUUUUACUUUUAAGAAAUUUGACUCUAAUCCCUCAUGUUUAGCUUAAAGCUGAUCAUAAUUAUCUGCAAGCUCCAAAAUAAUAACUCUUAAUUCUUAUAUCUAUGGACACAUGGAAUAAGUUGGUAAGUUGAAAAAAUAGUUCUUUGUUAUGUGGUGUGUAUUGUGUUCUAUUCGCUGAGAUCGUAAUUCAGGAGGAUCAUUUUUUGACUUAGCAAUUUAUUACAUGUGACUAUAGAUAUUUUUCAUGAACUCCUUAUUUUUUCUACAAUGGUACCAAUUCUUAUUUUUGUAAGUAGAUCAUCCUUUAUCUAUUCUAUCUGAUGUCUUUCACUCAUUUAUUUAUGUUGUUUUCAAUUAGAUUCUCAAUUUCCCCCCUCUCUCCCCUUCUUCAACAUGGUUUAUUCUGUGAGAAGUUGCUUGGAGUGUUUAGUCAAACAAAGAACAAAGUAAAAUUAAUAAUUUUAUUUUUAUUUUUUCCGGCGUUUUGGCCUUAGUUUCAGAAUUGUUCUCACAAAAGAUACCGUAAGACCUGUUUAGUAUCAACUUACCUUAAGUGAGUGAUAGUUAAAAAAAAGUUACAGUUUUCGAAAAUAAAUUUCAGGAUCAGAGAAAUUAUUUUUGAUUUUGAACCACUAUUCAGUCAUUUUCUUUUGUUUUAUUAGCAGUUAAAUAAUGUUUCUCUGUUUUUCUAUAUUAUUCAGUCAGCUGUACGACAGAAAAUAUUUUAUAAAUUACGACUAAAAAAAUAUAUUUGUUAUCGCAAGUAGUUAUAUUUAUAUAAUAUAGAAUAAUUUUGUGAUUAUUAUUCCUUUUUUUUUUUUAUUAAUGAAUGUAUUAUUGACAUGUUAAUUAUACAUAUUUUAUAUUUUUAAAAUUACCAUUUUAUUGGUAUUUCUUAAUUAAAUUUUUAAUUUAAAUUCAA
Molecule: messenger RNA, 5041 nt
Organism: Nezara viridula (southern green stink bug)
Lineage: Eukaryota; Metazoa; Arthropoda; Insecta; Hemiptera; Pentatomidae
Source: the annotation of a GenBank genome assembly